Cyprinus carpio (common carp) is the source of this 672-nucleotide messenger RNA. RefSeq names its product interferon-inducible protein AIM2-like. The record is from RefSeq and is a predicted model, not a curated record. NCBI's taxonomy places the organism in Eukaryota, Metazoa, Chordata, Actinopteri, Cypriniformes, Cyprinidae.
AACAACAUGCGGGUAAGUAAUUAAUGACAGAAUUUUCAUGUUUGGGUGAACUAACCCUUCUAAUGUUUUUUUUUCUCUUUUUUUUUUUAACUUGUCCUGCAGGAAUGAAUCAGUGAAGGGUGAUGGCGUCUGUGAAUCAGAGCCGAAGGGUGAUGGCAUCUGUUUCAGAGCAGCUUCUGGCUGAUCUAGACACAGAUAAACUGAAGAGGUUUAAAUGGCGCUUAAAGAAUUAUUACAGUGUUUCAGCCACUGAUCUGGAGAAAGCAGAUGCACCUGACACAGUGGAUCUGAUGAUAAAGCGUUUUGGACCAGAAGUAGUUGUGAAGAUCACCAUGGACAUCCUGAGGAAGAUGAACCAGAACCAUGUGGCUGAAGAGUUAGAGAAGAAACACAAGCAAGCUCAGGCUGAGAGCAUUAUUGAGGAUCCUGCCCCAGCUGGAGCCAAAUUAAAACCGAUCAAAGGUAAAAACUGAUCCCUGUCUGGUUUUAUUCUUAUUUUAGUCAUAUGGACUCCUUGAGUAGAUUCCAGAGAAAGUAAAAAUCCAAGCAGCAAUUGCAUGACAAAACAUUGAUAUGUGACCCUGGACAACAAAACCAGUCAUAAGAGAUUUAUACAUCAUCUGAUUGAUGCAUGGUUUGUUAGGAUAGGACAAUAUUUGGCCAAGAUACAAC